Uranotaenia lowii is the source of this 837-nucleotide messenger RNA. Its product is annotated as gustatory receptor for sugar taste 64a-like. Gene Ontology annotation, biological process: sensory perception of sweet taste; detection of chemical stimulus involved in sensory perception of taste. Gene Ontology annotation, molecular function: sweet taste receptor activity. NCBI's taxonomy places the organism in Eukaryota, Metazoa, Arthropoda, Insecta, Diptera, Culicidae. The transcript has 5 exons. The record is from RefSeq and is a predicted model, not a curated record. Gene Ontology annotation, cellular component: membrane. The coding region runs from base 1 to 837 and encodes 278 amino acids.
AUGGUUCCCGCUUUCGUUUCCUUCCAAAUGUUUGGAUUCUUUCCGGUAACGGGAAUCCUGGGCAGCAAAACCAGCAUCGAUUUGAACUUCCGGUGGUGGCAUCCGAAAACACUGUUCUCGGUACUUAUUGCCUUGCUCGGAAUGCUGAUGUGUUACGUCGAGUAUCGACGGGUGGAUCGUACCGGAGUCAAUGCGGGCAACCUCCUAGGUGUGGUAUUCUAUGCCGAUACCUAUUGCAAUGUGGCACUGACGCUCACCUGGACUGGCAUGGAUUUGACAAUUGUGCUAUUGAGCCCGUUCAAGGAUGGUUUUUCCAUCGCAAGAGAGGGUUUUUGGAUCGAAAUUCGAGAGCAGUACGUACAAGUUUGCUGCCUGGUCAACAAAGCCAGUGAACUGCUGGCCCCCAUGAUCAUUCAUUCAUGUGCUACCAACAUAUAUUUGAUUUGCUAUGCAUUUCUCACGUUUACUUGGGCUGAAACCGGAAUCCUAGCUCAAGUUAACCACUGGUUCAGUUUGUUCUUUAUGAUCGGCAAGACGGUCUUGAUGUUCUACAGUGCCUCAAUGGUGAAUGAAACAUCGAAAUAUCCGCUAAAGACGUGCACAGCGGUUCCAAAUAUUGGUUGGUGUAUCGAGCUUGAUCGUUUCAUCAAUCAACUUAGGAGCCAUCGCGUGGCUCUAUCUGCGAUGGGGUUUUUCGAUCUUACUAAACGAACUAUGUUGGCAUUAGCUGGAACAAUUAUCACCUUCGAAUUGGUAAUGCUGAAUUUUGCCAAAGAUACGGCGCAUGUAGGCAAUGUUAUACCAUGUUCCAGAUUGGCAUUCUCCAGAGAUGAUUGA